Molecule: messenger RNA, 567 nt
Organism: Umbelopsis ramanniana AG
Lineage: Eukaryota; Fungi; Mucoromycota; Umbelopsidomycetes; Umbelopsidales; Umbelopsidaceae
Exons: 5
Coding region: 1-567 (188 amino acids)
Source: RefSeq, a predicted model, not a curated record
AUGGUGCUAUACUUUACCAGCAAUGCCGCCAAUCCGCCAGCAAUCAUAUACAUGGGAAAGGACAAAUUUGAAAACGAAGACCUUAUCAAAUAUGGUUUUCCCGAAGACGUCUGGUACGAUACCUUUUUUUCAUUCGACAUAUGGCCAUUUCACGUAGAUAAAUUGUCGAGUGCUCACGUCUACCUUCGACUUCAACCAGGAGAAAGCUGGGCCAAUAUUCCUCAAGACCUUUUAGACGAUUGCGCUCAACUGGUCAAGGCAAACAGUAUUGAAGGAAAUAAGAAGAACGAUAUCACUAUUAUUUAUACGCCUUGGGCCAAUCUCAAGAAAACAGAAGGCAUGGAUACUGGUCAAGUCACUUUCCACAAUAAUAAGCAGGUCAAGCGCGUGUAUGUGGAAAAGAGAGCGAAUGAAAUCGUCAACCGAUUGAACAAAACCAAGGUCGAGAAAUUUCCUGAUUUGGCACAAGAAAAGAUUCAAAGGGAUAAGUUGGACAGACAAGCAUCGCGCCAAAAAGAUUUGCAACAGGUAAAACAAAACAAAAUACAUGAGUGGUUAUUCCCAUAA